Molecule: messenger RNA, 3945 nt
Organism: Morone saxatilis (striped sea-bass)
Lineage: Eukaryota; Metazoa; Chordata; Actinopteri; Moronidae
Gene: nfat5b
Product: nuclear factor of activated T cells 5b
Exons: 15
Coding region: 242-3604 (1120 amino acids)
Biological process (GO): calcineurin-NFAT signaling cascade; regulation of transcription by RNA polymerase II; cytokine production
Cellular component (GO): transcription regulator complex
Molecular function (GO): DNA-binding transcription factor activity, RNA polymerase II-specific; transcription factor binding; RNA polymerase II cis-regulatory region sequence-specific DNA binding
Source: RefSeq, a predicted model, not a curated record
CUCUGGUCGUCUGCUGACAACAACAUGAGUCGUGGAGGCGGACCGAGGGGGGGACUCAGCAGGCAAGUGACGGCGGAGACGGUUAACCAGCUCUAAGGACAGGGUCAACUUAAGUAGCUAAAGUUGUCUGAACACAAGUUUUAAGUUUUUUUUCUGACAGUCAGAGAGAAAAUAAUAUCGUCCAGCGACGUAACGCUGCAUCUGAGUGAGGGUGUCCGGUUUCCCAGUCUGAGGGAUUGCGAUGCCCUCUGACUUUAUCUCCCUUUUCAGCGGGGACCUCGACCUGAAUUCUCCCAGAUCCUUGUACUCAAAAGAAUCAGCGUAUGACCUUCUUCCCAGAGAGCUGCAGUUGCCUUCCUCCACUCAGCAGAACCCAAAAGUCAUGAGUCAAAAGAGCGGCGGAGAGGCAGGGCCUCCCCCUUCAGCAGCUGUAGCAUCAGAUGCCAUUUCCUCUUCUAUGACCAUGGAAGGCCCCCGCAGUGCUUUUCCCACCUCUUCCAGCUCCGCCAUGCAUUCCAGUACUUCAGCUACUGACCAGAACCCGGUUCACAGCGGCAAUGUGGACCCAGAGGACACCAGGAGUACCAGAGCGGUACCAGAGGUUGUCGGAGCAGAAGGUGGGAAUGGUAAUGGCAGCAGUAGCGGUAACUGCAGGGGUAGCAGUGACCUGGGAGGAGGAAGAGGUGCAACAUCCCAGGAGGCCCAGCAACAUCACCAGAUGACCCCAUCUAAGCGCCGCACCGUACUGAACAUCUCUCCACCUCCACAAGACUUGCUUGAUGACAGCCGUAUGUCCUGCCAGGAUGAAACAUCCCUGGACUCAGAGCAGAGUAACAGCAUCUGGAUGGAUGACUCUGUCUCCAACUUCAGUAUCAUGAGCACUGUCUCUUACAAUGACAACACAGAGGUGCCACGAAAGUCCCGCAAACGUACCCCUCGCCAGAGACCUGGUCCCAAGACUGUACCUGCAGAUGAAGCCAGCAUGGACGUGUUCGAUGCAGACAGUGCCAAAGGUCCACACUUCGUCCUGUCGCAGCUAGGCCCUGACAACAAGACUGUUCCAAAAGGAAGCUCUGAUGAUCCUCACACAACUAAACAGAAAGGAGGAACUCUUUCGAUGCAGUACCCACAGAAGAGUGAGGGGAAGGAGCUGAAGAUCCUUGUCCAGCCUGAGACUCAGCACCGAGCCCGCUAUCUGACCGAAGGCAGCAGAGGGUCAGUGAAGGACCGCACUCAGCAGGGCUUCCCUACUUUGAAGCUGGAGGGAGUGAAUGAGCCAGUGGUUUUGCAGGUGUUUGUGGGCAACGAUACUGGACGUGUGAAGCCUCAUGGAUUUUACCAAGCUUGCAGAGUGACUGGCCGCAACACCACAGCCUGCAAAGAGGUGGACAUUGAUGGCACAACUGUCAUUGAGGUGUCCCUUGAUCCAAGCACCAACAUGACACUGGCGGUGGACUGUGUUGGGAUUUUGAAGCUCCGUAAUGCUGAUGUUGAAGCUCGCAUCGGUGUGGCUGGGUCAAAAAAGAAGAGCACACGUGCUCGGCUGGUGUUUCGGGUCAACAUCCCCCGUCCAGAUGGUUCAGUGCUGACUCUACAGACUCCCUCAUCUCCAAUCCUGUGCACUCAGCCUGCAGGGGUGCCUGAAAUCCUGAAGAAGUCACUACACAGUUGUUCAGUGAGGGGAGGAGAAGAGGUCUUUAUCAUUGGCAAAAACUUUCUUAAAGACACCAAAGUCAUAUUUCAGGAGAAUGUCUCGGAUGAUAAAUCAUGGAAGGCAGAGGCUGAAAUUGACAUGGAGCUGUUUCACCAGAAUCACUUGAUAGUGAAGGCUCCUCCAUACCAGAACCAAGCCAUCACCUCUUCAGUGUGUGUGGGGAUCUAUGUGGUGACGAACGCUGGGAGAUCUCACGAUGUUCAGCCUUUUACCUACACUCUGGAUUCAGCAAAAAAUGAUGUUCCAGUGAAGAAAGAGAUGCCAUCUCCAGUGAAGACUUGUUCAUUUGAUGAACAAAUUAAAGUUCUAGAUAGUGCCUUGAUGCCUUCAAUGUUGCCUUUAGUAAAGAGAGAAGAUGUGACUCCAAUGGAGGUCACCAGCAACCUCCAGUCUUCUGGUGUAUUUAAGGUGAUGUAUUACAAAUUACAUUUUUUUUUAUUAAACCUUUAUUUAACCAGGAAAGGUCCCAUUGAGAUUAAAAAUCUCUUUUUCAAGUUCAAUGUCCUGGCCAAGACAGAACACCCAGCAGAACACAGAUAUGACUGCAGCCCAUCAAAUAAAAACCAGACCUUUUCCAACAACCGCCUCUCAGCCUGCAGUGAACCUGACAAACAGCAGCAACAGCAGCAACAAGCAGCGCUCUUUCAGCAAGCGAGUGACCUACUCUCUAUUCAGACCAAUUUCCUUCAGCAGACACCCUCACACCCUUCACCACCUAUGUUCCACAAUCCCAAUUCUUUGGCUGAAACACAAGAUCCACAGGGGGGAUUGUUUCAGAAAGCCUCUCAGGAGCAGGUCCAGGCCGCUCUCUUCCAAAACACCAUGACAGUACUACAGUCUCCAGACCAACAGCCCUCAACCCCUGCACUUUUCCUCCCUCAACAACAGCAGCAGCAGCAGCUGGCCUUCCUCAGUGCUCUACAAACUCCUGCCCCUGAACCACAAUCAGUAUUUCAAGCUCAGACCCAGCUCUCCCCCAUCCAGCAGAGAACCCCCAUGGAGCAGCAGCAGCCCUCGCAGGCUCAACCCCACACGCAGCCAGCCCAGCAGGCUUCCCUGUUUCAGAACAUCUCCCCACAUCCAUCAGCAAACCCACUCUCUCCAGGCCAGCAGCAGCAACAGCAAGCUGGCCUGCUGUUCUGCAACAACCCACUGUCCACUCCGGACCAGGCCUCCAGCCUCCUGUUCAGCAGCCAGGGCCAGAUGCCACCGCUGACCAGCAACAGUCUAGUUUCCCAAGAACCCCAAAACCGCUCUCUGCUCUUUUCCCAAGCCAGCAUGGUGACAGUAAACCAGCAGGACCGCUCUGAGCCCAUGGCCUUAGGGAACCCCACUGAUCCGCGACAGCAAGUCAUGUUUCAGGAGCAGCAGCCAAUGCAGCUGGGCAGCAGCUCAAACAACCGGCAGGAGCAGCCUGUGAGCCUCUUUAUGCCCCAGUCUAACAUGGCUUCCCUGCAGGGGGGACUGGCUGCUCAGGAGCUCGCACAGUCAGCCAUGUUUGCCUCACAGAACGGCGUGGCAAACCUCCAGACGACCACCUCCUCCCCUGUUCAGCAGCCAGGGACUCUGUUUCAGACUGCUGUCAGUGGGAGCAUCAAUCAGUCCAGCCAGCCUCAACAACCUAGCCUUUUCCUUUUUGGGAUUCAGAAUGAAUGCGGCCAGCUGAUGAACACUCCUGGAAACACGCUGUCGGAUCAGAUUAUAGCCAUCAGCCAGUCUGGUCAGAACCAAAGAGAGAGUGACGCACACAUCCAGUCCCUGCUCAGCCAGUCCCUGUCUCAGUCUGGCUCUGUGCAGAACAGCAUGUCUGCCUCUCAGAACAUGGAGAAGAUUGAUGACCUGCUGGUCAGCCUGCAGGAGUCAGGCAGCAACUUAACUCGUUCAUACUAGCCUUCAUACAGGUUCAUGGAUUUGUCUUUUUAUUUUUUACUCAUAAUAUCUGGAAUAAUUGUAAAAUGUAGAGUCAAAUUAUUGUCUGUUGAUAAGUACAUGCUGUAAAAGAUUUGUGAAUUAGCCCUGCAUCGUGAAGUUUGAGACCAACUGAACAUUAUGUGUUUAUAUCUGAUUACCAAAUAUUUUUCUGCUCUUUUAACGCAAUUAUUCGGCCUUCGUCGGGAUAAGGAAAAAGUCCUCAUGAUUAUUCCCCAGUGUGGCAUGAAUGAUAGAUAUCUUAUUGUUAAGUACAAACUAGGCCUGAACUAUGAAUUGGGUUUGGAAUUUCUUGGCUGAGU